AUGAUGGGCUCGUCGAACAAACCAAAUGGCAACAAGAACGCCUCAGCGCACUGGACGCCCAUUGAUAUCGGCAAACCAUCCACCGUCGACUACGUGAUAGAGGGGUCGACCAUCGUUCUCAAUGCACUAAAAAAUGCUAGCUCGGUGACUAGCAUUCCGUUCUUGAGCGAAGCAGCCGCUGUGGCGGUGAGGAUCAUGACGAUGGCCCAGGACGUUCGCGGAAACACGGACGCAUUUGUUGAGCUAGGUAGAGAUGCUUGCGGUCUCGUGUACGCGGUGCUCGUUGAGUGCCAGAAUAUCGUCAAUUCUGGUCGCGUAAUACCUGAGCGUCUGCAGAAGCACAUUUGUCAGCUCGUGGAAAAUUUGAGAACGAUCGAGAAGUACGCUGAGAAGAAGGUCGACCGGGGCUACGUCAAGCGAGUCAUUCAUCACAAUAGGGACAAAGAACAGAUCGAGCAGUACAAGGUGAUGCUCCGCCAAUCGUUGGACUUGUUCGGCCUUCAAUCUACGAUCACGAUACAGGACAACGUGCAGCGUGUUUUAAUCGCUGUUGAGGCCCAACGGGACGAGUUGCGUCUUGAAAGAAUCAAACGACAGAAGGAAGAAGAGGAGCGAAAAAGUGAGGCCGAGAUCAAGAGGAUUCAAGAGGAGGACGAACGCCUCGCUCGACUCGAGGAAGAGGAGAAACGCCGGAAGGAGAACGAGCGCUUAAAGAAGAAGCUUGCAAAAGAAAAGAGACGCCGAGAGAGAGAGGAAAAUCGCCGUGCCGCAAGUGAGAACGAUGCUGAUUCUUCCGACGAAGAGAAACGAAAGCCUUCGAGGCGUCCGAGUCCCCAGCCUCAGCAGUUCGCUCACGGAUAUCCAUACAACCCUUCACUUAGGGUUAGGGUUAUGGGGUGUUUUUUGGACCAUAGGGACUUUGCCCUAGGGCCCUAG
This is a messenger RNA of Cyclocybe aegerita, 936 nucleotides long. The record is from the annotation of a GenBank genome assembly. NCBI's taxonomy places the organism in Eukaryota, Fungi, Basidiomycota, Agaricomycetes, Agaricales, Hemipholiotaceae.